AUGACGGCAGCGACGCGGUUGCUGAAGAAACUAAGGCGGCACGAAGGGGACCCCUGUCUGUACAUCUAUCCCUUCAGCAUCCCCUGCCUCGCUGUCCACUUCACGAUUGUGCUUGCGCUGCGGGGGAAGCUCCGGCCCAGCCGCGAAUUAUCCCAUCUGGGCUACCACCUCGUGAACAUCGAGAAACACGACAACCUGCGCGAGUGGUAUCUCGUCGAGGUGAAUGCAUUAGGUCGAGUGCCAACUCUAACUGGCAAAUCGCUCCCGUCGCCAUUGACGGACGCCCUGUCGAUCGUCUACUGGGUUUGCGACCAAUGCCCAAGCCUACUACCCAAGGAGCAUCAGACAGAGAUAUGUCGUCUCCUUUCUCAGCUGCACGAGACCAUCGACGGGUACGGUGCUGCCAACCCCGCGGUAGAAGAUUUUUUAACCAACCAUGACAUCACUGAUACCCACCGCGAGGCCCUGGAAUACAAGCGCGAUCGGCAAAUGAAGCAGCGGGAAAUAGUGGCAAUGAAUAUAUCAGCCGGCCACAGUAUGACUGGCAAUUCUGUUGCCUUUCUAAACGAGAUCGUGGCGUUGCGCAACAAGUAUAGCCGUGGCGGAACCUGGAUCUUCGGCGACAAGAUCGGUCCAACGGUACUGGAUGCCCAUGUUGUUCCCUUUGUCGCGCGUCUUCUCGACAUCAGCCUGGACGAGCUGGUUCCUCCUGAACUGCGCGUAUAUGCCAAAACCAUCCGGGAGCUGCCACAGGGCCAGGAGGCAAUGGGGAAGAGACCGACUGUGUGGGACCCGUCACUGGGGCCUAUUGACGAGAUCCGACUAUGA
Messenger RNA from Aspergillus puulaauensis, 828 nucleotides. Its product is annotated as glutathione S-transferase family protein. The transcript has 3 exons. The coding region runs from base 1 to 828 and encodes 275 amino acids. Lineage: Eukaryota; Fungi; Ascomycota; Eurotiomycetes; Eurotiales; Aspergillaceae. The record is from RefSeq and is a predicted model, not a curated record.